Molecule: messenger RNA, 3731 nt
Organism: Brassica napus (rape)
Lineage: Eukaryota; Viridiplantae; Streptophyta; Magnoliopsida; Brassicales; Brassicaceae
Product: probable LRR receptor-like serine/threonine-protein kinase At4g30520
Exons: 3
Biological process (GO): protein phosphorylation
Molecular function (GO): protein kinase activity; ATP binding
Source: RefSeq, a predicted model, not a curated record
UUGCCCUCGGAUCCUUUUGUUGGUACCGAAAGAAACAAACAAGGCUACGAAUCCUUAGCCUUUUUAGCAGACAAACAAGAGGAAGGGCUACAAGGACUUGGGAAUCUAAGAAGCUUUACGUUCAGAGAGCUUCAUGUAUCUACAGAUGGUUUUAGUUCCAAGAACAUUCUUGGCGCUGGAGGAUUCGGUAAUGUCUACAGAGGAAAGCUAGGAGACGGGACUAUGGUUGCAGUGAAACGGUUAAAAGAUGUUAAUGGCACGUCAGGGGAUUCACAGUUUCAUACCGAGCUAGAGAUGAUUAGCUUAGCUGUUCAUAGGAAUCUACUUCGGUUAACCGGUUACUGCAAAACUUCUAGUGAAAGGCUUCUUGUUUACCCUUACAUGCCCAAUGGCAGCGUCGCCUUGAAGCUUAAGUCAAAACCGGCAUUGGACUGGAACAUGAGGAAGAAGAUUGCGAUUGGAGCAGCAAGAGGUUUGAUGUAUCUACACGAGCAAUGUGAUCCCAAGAUCAUUCACAGAGAUGUCAAAGCAGCUAAUAUACUCUUAGACGAGUGCUUUGAAGCUGUUGUUGGUGACUUUGGGCUUGCGAAGCUCCUCAACCACGACCGCGGUCCGUGGCACCGUUGGUCACAUUGCACCUGAAUAUCUUUCCACAGGUCAGUCUUCUGAGAAGACCGAUGUGUUUGGGUUUGGUAUACUCUUGCUUGAGCUCAUAACCGGAUUGAGAGCUCAGUUUGGUAAACCGCUAGCCAGAAAGGAGUUAUGCUUGAAUGUGUGAGGAAACUGCAUGAAGAAAUGAAGGUAGAGGAACUGGUGGACCGAGAACUAGGGACAAACUAUGAUAAGAUUGAAGUCGGAGAGAUGUUGCAAGUGGCUUUGCUAUGCACACAACAUCUUCCAGCUCAUCGUCCUAAAAUGUCUGAAGUGGUUUUGAUGCUGGAAGGAGAUGGUUUAGCUGAGAGAUGGGCUGCUUCGCAUAACCAUUCACAUUUCUACCAUGCCAAUAUCUCUUUCAAGACAAUCUCAUCUUUGUCUACUACUUCUGUGCCAAGGCUUAAUGAAGCACAUUGCAAUGAUCCAACUUACCAAAUGUUUGGGUCUUCGGCUUUCGACAAUGAUGAUGCUGAUCAACAGCCUUUAGAUUUGCUAGCCAUGGAACUAUCGGGUCUAAGAUAACACACAGAUAGAAAGAUAUCAUCUUUCUAUCAAACUACCCAAGGAAGAAGCUCUACACUUAUUAGAAUAUAGACAUGUAUGAUAAAAUUUCUCUACAGUUUGAGAUUCUGUGGCGAUGUAUGUAUAUAUUUUGCUUUAACGGUAAUGAUGACAAAUGAAGAAAUAUAUUAGACUGAUUUGUUUGACUCUUCUUUUGACUAGAAUCUGUUUUGCUCUCUCUCAAAUGUAUCAUUACUCAUUUGAAGGAUGAGAUGUUUGCUGUUUUUGUUGUUACCCGAAGCUGGUCGUUGUCCUCUAAUAAGAACAUCUCCAGAUGUAAACAUCAUUUUUUCUUUAAAAUUUGACUUAAAAAAAUGAAAGGAAAUAACAUGUUCUCGAUUGAUUUGUUUCAUUUUUUCUUUAUUAAAGAAAUUUCUAAUUACCAUUUUUUCAUUAAACUAUUAAUAAAACUUUAUACCUUUUCAAAUUUACUGAUUUUUUCCAACAAAUUUUUCUAACGGUAAUCCAAUACGAUUACUAUUUAGUAUAUAUUAUACAAUUACUACACAUAACAUAAACAAAUAAACAAAGAAUAUUAUUUUUAUAAAGAAACACCAAAUAUAUAUUGAUCUCAGUAAAAGUAACACAUAUAAUGAAGUUAAGGAUUAAUUUGUAAUUAAAAAAUCAAUCUUCAAAAAAUGAGGAAUCAAAAUUUGAAGAAAAAAAAUGAAUACACUAAAGCAGUAAAUGAAACAAAAAGUGAAAAAGAAAACAUCAUUAAAAGUACGCUCAGGAUUAUGUCUUGCGGUUUUUGUUAAACUUUGACUCCCAUGUGUCAUAUUUUAUCGUGGGAUGGAUAAGGGCGUCUAUUUCACAUGCGAUCCGAUCGACUGUCACGUUCACGCCAGAUGCGAGUAAGCUGUGGUGUGAUUUGAAGAAGAGGUUCUUGGUUGGUAAUGCAGUUCGCGUUUGGUUGAACCAAUUUCAACACUAAACCAGACUAAUGUAUGGUUUCGGUCUGACGCUAAUUAUACAUUUAAAUGGAGGUCGAGAAGAAAAAAGAGUGGAUGAUAAACGUGUAGUGCAAUGAUGGUUUCGCAGAAAAAUAAACACGUGGAUGUAAGAAUGUACAACGUUGUUCGGUGCAUGCUCCACUAACGAUCUCUCCGAGUGGGACCUCUCAUGUAUUAUUCGGUCAUGCCUCCAAUUUUAAUUAAAAAAUAAUUUAAAAUUUCUUUUGGAGAUAUCGUGCUUAUCAAGGUUUGUCACCACUAGUAUAUCAAUACAUAGUUGAUUCAUAUAGCCAGCCAAUGAAUUUAUUUACUUCAAUGUCAUAAUUGGUGUGGACACAACUAUCCGGUUUUGUAGGAUUUUCACUACCAUAUUAAUAAGCUCAGAAACGCCUAUAAAAUACCUUCAACUUCUUGUAUCAUAUUCAUCAAAGCUUUAUAGUUUUCAAGGUUCGGCGAAAAUUGUUUUAUUCUACAGUUUUUGUUUUUAUCAACAAUGUUCGUUAAUAAACAUACAAAAUAUCUUCCGAUUUUGUUUGCGAAGGUUGCAUCUUUACAGGGUGGGAUUAGCAGUGGAAACAAGAAAUACAUAGCAGAGACACAAGUUGAUGAUGAUAUAGAUACAACGAGAACGGUCUUGCUCUUAUUCUGAAUAUUCCUUAUCCUUUCUUUUACUUGUCUUUGGCUUUGUCUUGCAACAAUCUCAGUUGCCUUGUUUGUUUGUUUUUAUGCUUUCUUUGUGGUGGUGGUCCGGGAGACUUGUGUGAUAUUUAUAUUUUGGGUGUUUAUUAUGUCAAAUAUAUCUUUUUUAUCCUAUGAAUUGUAAUUUGCGGGUGGAUAUGUAUUUUACUAAAUGCGCUGAUGAAUUUAUCUACUUAUCAUCCAUCCUUUACAGUAUAUGUUAAUCUUAGACAGCAAAUACAACAGCUUCAAAUUGAAAGUUAAGUGUGUGUACUCCUUUCCAUUCUACCAAAACUAUCGCAUAGACUUACAUUGUCAACAUCUUUGUCAAAUUCUCACAGCGUAUACACAAAAUUACAACAGACCACCGUAAACAACCAUUCGCAAAUGUUACUGUCCAAACCGGAACCAUUAGCGAACACGCUAAUGGAUAUGGGACAUGUUAUGCAUAACAAACGUACUAUACUCUAUAAAUCAAACAAAUUGUUUUCUAGAAAACUUGAUCCAACAACACAAUGUUAAUUGUUUUUAAGUUAGGAAAGAAUUGGACGAUGAUGAUCCUCGAGGAGGAAGGUAGGAAGAAGAGGAGGAGGUAGGAGACUAGGUGUAUUAUGUAAGAAACUACAAAAAACUUCAAAAAUGAAAAAUUAAAAUAAAAGAAAAAAUAAAAGUUAAUGAUAACUCAGGAAAAAACUUUUAAAAUAGAGAGAAUUAAGAUAAUAGUAAUAAUACUUAUUUUGUUAGUAGAUAAAUAAGUACACAUACUUAUCUUACUAUUUUAAUAUUUAUUCUUUUAUAUAAAAUAAAUAAGUGAUGUCAUCAUCAGAUAACAUCAUUAGGUAACAUCAAAGAAAACAUUAUUAUCAUACGUUUUUCUUUUGACAU